Molecule: messenger RNA, 3725 nt
Organism: Annulohypoxylon maeteangense
Lineage: Eukaryota; Fungi; Ascomycota; Sordariomycetes; Xylariales; Hypoxylaceae
Exons: 2
Coding region: 180-3581 (1133 amino acids)
Biological process (GO): response to starvation; autophagy
Cellular component (GO): cytoplasm
Molecular function (GO): protein binding
Source: RefSeq, a predicted model, not a curated record
GACUCGAUAAGUAGAAUCUGACAAUCGCCUUAUUUACGAUUCCCUGUGACUCUUCUCUCCCCUCCACAGGACCUAUCGCGACAAACCUCUGCGACCUUUCUAUUGCGAGUUGAGCUCAUCCUUGAGCUCCUCCGCUGGCGAGCAGGAAACUGCCCCAGCUAACUUGCUAGCACCACCCUAUGCCCGGUUCGUCCACCCGCGACACCUCCCCGGCCUCGUCCUCCUCCGUGGGGAGGAAGAGUCGUAGUAAACGAAAACAGAAGCUUACUGGAAGUGAUGCGCUAGGUUCAAAGAAGAAGGAUAAGAAUGUUAAAGAAAGCGGCGGGGUUGUCGCAGCGGUGACGAGACAUGGAGCUAAAUUCACUAAUGGCAGUAUCGCCAAAGAUGCGUCGCCGCCAUUCGACUCCCCCCUGGCCCAGUCUCCCGAGCUGAAACCCGCCACUCCCGCAUCGAUCCCUACGAACGGCAAUGUGGCGGUCUCUCCUCUGCUGGACGCGGUCUCGACAACAUCGGUAUCCGCUAGCACAGCGCCGAGCGCUACCGAAUGGGCGAGGGCGAUGGGUCCUUUUGCUGGAUCACCCUCGAACCUGAUAAGCAUCAUGGGCGACUCUCCACCCACCCAGCCCUCCUCUUAUGAGGACCAGCGGGCGUUACCGUAUGCUUGGAGUGCGCAGCAACGACAUCACUUUGUGAAUAACAACACUUAUUCAGCGUCCCCCCCAAAUGGCAUCAGGCGACCUUUGAGCUUCCAGUUGGAGUCGCACUACCCUACGAACGAUAUCCGUUCCCAAGCGUCGUCGCCUCCCGAGGUGCGGAGAAGCUCCAUGCACUCUCCGUUUCCCGCCCCGCGAAUCGGGUCUCACCCGCCGUUACCUCACCAGCCUCAGGCCCACUUCUAUGGAGCUCCCGACAUCGACUUUGAUCUAAAUGCUAAGGCUGGCUUGAAGCCUGGUGAGAGGGGUUUCUACUUUGGCUUCGACACUCUUCCGACCUCUGAUGGGGUUCACGUGCCGGGCGGUGAUAAUGUUGUGCUUGCAGGCUACGAAGGCGGCAUCGACAUCUACAGCGUUGCAAAGCAUGCUGUCGAGCCACUCGCAAGUUUGAAAGGGUUGCGAGGUGGAGUUUAUAAUGCCAAGAUUCUCCCUUGGAAUGACGUCCAAGAUCCACAUGGGAUAUUCCCUCUGAUUGCUCUUGUUAUCCAUGGGCCAGUAAUACCUCCGAGUGCUCCCGAGAUAGCCGUCGAUCCACGUCCUGAUGGAUCCCUCAGUCCUAGAUUAGAGGGCAUCCAUACACCUCAGCCGGACGGUAACCAGCGGCAGGUUAAUGUUGGAAAGACGCUGCCGGUGGUCGAUGCCUACCAAACUACCGUCGAGGUGUAUUCUUUGUCAUCGAACAGACUAGUCGACGUACUUCUGCAAGCUCCGAAGACCCCCAUCAAGACUUCGGUAUCGAAUCCGAUUUUCCGAAGCCCUCCUCCAGCCGGCGCCUUUCAGAUCCGCGCUGAUGCCGGGAGCGUCGUCGUGUCUUCCGGGGCUACUGGAGAAUGCUGGAUUUACCGGCAGGCGAAAUUUGAACAAGACCCUCGGUAUCGGUUCUGUUGUGUAGGCAAAUUGUGGACAAGCUUGAAUGGAGGCUCGACGCCCGAACAGGAGAGGAGUACGGACCAGCUUCCGACCGGCAAGCGGCCGCAGAUGCCCAUCAUAUCGCUUAGCGGCAGAUGGUUGGCAUACUGCCCACCGGCGCCGUCGCCUCAAAAGUCGCUCAAUCCGUCCGUCCCAGUGCCUCUGGAAGGCAAAGUACCCGGCUUGACAACGCUUGCCCCCCCAAUCCUGCCAAAUGAAAGCACUGAUGUCGACCAGCCUAUGCCUGAUGGUGUGGUGAAUCGCAUUAUGAGGGAGACCACCCAAGACUUACUCCAAGGGGCUCGAUGGGUCGGGAAGCAGUCAGCUCAACUAUGGAAGAAUUACUGGUCGAAGCCUGGUCAACAAGCGCAGCCUCGACAACCUCAGAUGGGAUCCCCUCCGUGGAGCGGCGGGUAUUCAGGAAGAUCAGACGCUGCUCAGUUCCCACCAACCUACGGGAUACCGGGUCAAGCAGUGACUAAGGAACCAGGUCUUGUGUCAAUUUUGGACUUACAAAGUCUCACAAACUCGACCACAAUACACCACGUUACUACGUUCAAGGCGCCUCUUGGCUGCAGCUUUCUAUCCUUCUCGCCGGCUGGGUUAUCUCUCUUCACCGCGAGUAGCAAGGGCGAUGUCCAGACAGUGUGGGACCUGAUGCGUAUUCAAUAUACGAAAUCCUCCGCCUUGCAGAAUUCGCAACCGAAUAACGGACACACAACGCGAGUAAGGCAAGUGGCGCAGUUUUCGCGAAUGACCGUCGCCCGGAUUGUCGACGUCUCGUGGGCCAAGCCAAACGGAGAGCGAGCCGCGAUGGUGACCGAGAGGGGUACCGUACAUUUACUGGAUAUGCCGUCGAGUGCUUACGCAUGGCCUCCCCCCCGCCGUCGGGUACGAAUUGAGGAUGGAUCACCCAAAGGCUCUGAAAAUGCGCAAUCAGCUGUCUCGCUGGCGUCGAACGCCAUCAGUUCCGCUUACGGCGCUACCCGGACCUUGACCUCCCGCCACCAGCGCAGCAUCUCAAACUCGCAAACCGCAUCCACUAUAAUGGACCGUGCCGGUUACGGGGGCAAGGUGCUUGCUGCAGGAAUUAGUCAUUCUCUGGGCAAUGCUGGGACAGCCAUCAACCAACUACGUCAUACUGGCGAGAAUCGUGUGAGCCUCCCACCGGGAAGCAUGUCUCCUGGUCCAUUCUGCGCAACUUGGAUUACCGGCAAGAAAUAUCAUACCUUAUUCGUGCUAGGAGAUGGCUUAGUGAGGACUUUUCCCGGUAAAAGCCGAAGACCAACAAUCGGAAAAGACAAGCCUCGUUUGCAUCAUAGCAAUAGAUACAGGGAUUUCAAGCUGAGGAGCCUCCCAGAUGAUCUCAUCGCGCCUUCUAUCAAACAGAUCAUCGAUCCUAUUGAAGAUCUGGACAUUACCAACCAGGACCAUGAGGGCGGUAACACGUUGAUUUUCAAUCCUCGUCCCCAAUCUGUCGAUUCCGACUAUAGCCCGGAGGCCUCUAUCCCGCAAGCUGAGAUAGAGUCUAGCGCGCCCUACCAGCCAUUCCACACCGACAGAAGGGUGGGCCUAUACGUAUAUGCGGAUGACAUGGCGGCGUCCGUGUCUCGUCUCUUAGCCGCCACAACAUUGGAAGACAAACCGAGAAAGGCUGAUCGUCGCCACGCUCCGGUCACGUCGGAGCAGCCUUGGGCAUUUGGGCAACCCGUGAGCGGGGUUAUCGUGAAUGCGGGAUUGGCGAAUUUUAUCGACGAGGAUAUUAGCAGCAGCAUCGACGAUCACCGAGCUUUGCCUGCGUCGGCUAUGGAACGGGUAUUGCAAGUCGGCGAGCACGAUGAACAGAUCGUUGUCACUACCAGACGGCGUAGGGGUGGAAACAGAUCUGCAGAUGUUGAUGAAGAUGGAUUCUUCGAGGACGAUUGCGAAGUUCUUGAUUUUGCGGACCAGAGAGUUUGAGACAAAUGCCGAAUUUUGAGUUGACUCUGGGUUGCUGGAAUAGGCGUCUUGGUUCAACACGGAGUUGGAUGCUCAGACUGCGCAAACGUCAGCAAGAGGCCGCGAGCAAGGCUCUCUUGCGACUAGACAUCCUAUAGGACCCUC